Messenger RNA from Branchiostoma belcheri (Belcher's lancelet), 6028 nucleotides. Its product is annotated as exostosin-1-like. The coding region runs from base 204 to 2489 and encodes 761 amino acids. NCBI's taxonomy places the organism in Eukaryota, Metazoa, Chordata, Leptocardii, Amphioxiformes, Branchiostomatidae. Gene Ontology annotation, molecular function: glycosyltransferase activity. The record is from RefSeq and is a predicted model, not a curated record. The transcript is spliced from 8 exons. Gene Ontology annotation, cellular component: membrane.
UUGGUUCGCCUGGAGUCGCCCCUGGGAUUCCCCGGAAGUUUUUGUCUCCAGUUGCGUCAUCAUCCCCCGUGGUGCACACUGGGAAAAUUUGGAGUCAGAGAAAGCAAGAUGGCGGCCGGCAGCGGAACACGGCUCCAGGCACGGGGCCGUCCUCGGUAAAACCGUGCUCCGCAAGCCGCCCAAGAAAAAAAGGACUACUUUCGAUGCACGCCAAGAAACGAUACGCUCUUGUGCUCUUUUCGGGCCUGUUAUUGUUGUUGUUUUACUACGGAGGAGUACGCUUAUUAGGGGCUACAUCAGCCUCGGCCCGCCGUUCGGGGGGCGCCUGGGCCCCAGCCCCGCAUGGAGGGGGCCGAAGCCCGGCCAAGCUUGGAGCUGCUCGCUCCUACCUGCGCAGCUUCGCCGACUCGGACGACCAGGAGGCGGCGGAUCUGCACGCCGAGUCGCCGCGGCGGAGGCGGAUGGCCCGCUCGGCGCUGUACCGAAACGCCAAGUGUCGGAUGGAUACCUGUUGGGACUUCUCCCGGUGCCCACCGCACAAACCCUUCCGUGUGUACAUCCAUCCCAACGCCGAGUACACCGAUAACACCUUGGGGCCCGGGCCGCAGUCCGCCGCUUACACCAAGAUCCUCGAGGCCCUCAGACGUUCGGGGUACCUCGCUGAGCGUCCCGAGGACGCCUGUGUCCUUGUUCUAGCCGUGGACACUCUGGAUAGAGACCGGCUCAGCCCGGACUAUGUGUCCGGCGCGGCGCAGCGCAUCCAGGCGCUGCCUCUCUGGAACGGCGACGGUACGAACCACCUCGUCUUCAACAUCUACUCCGGCACGUGGCCGGACUACGCCGAGGAGCUCGGCUUUGACACCGGGAGAGCCGUGCUGGCGAAGGCCUCCUUCAGCAUGGACAAAUUCCGCCCCGGGUUCGAUAUUUCUAUCCCGCUGUUCGCUAAGGACCACCCCCAGCGUGGCGGGCGGCCGGGCGACCUGACCGCCAACACCUUCCCGGCCGCUACCGCCAACAAGUAUCUCCUCGUCUUCAAAGGUAAACGUUACCUGACCGGCAUAGGGUCCGAGACCCGAAACGCUCUGUAUCAUCUACACAACGGCGACGAUAUCAUUCUCACCACCACAUGUAAGCACGGCAAGAGCUGGAAAUCACACGAUGACGGCAGAUGUCAACAAGACCAGCAAGAAUUCGACAAAUAUGACUACAACACACUCCUGCACAAUUCUACGUUCUGUCUCGUGCCACGCGGGCGUCGGCUCGGGUCUUUCCGCUUCCUGGAAGCGCUGCAGGCAGCGUGCAUUCCCGUUAUCGAGGCAAACGGAUGGGAGCUCCCGUUUUCGGAGGUGAUUGAGUGGGACCGAGCCACUAUUACGGCUGACGAAAGGCUGCUAUUUCAACUUCCUUCUAUUCUGCGAGCGAUCCCGCCUGAAAAAAUCCUGGCCCUGAGGCAGCAGACACAGUUCCUCUGGGAAACUUAUUUUUCCUCAGUGGAAAGAAUAGUUCUUACUACAUUAGAGAUACUUAGAGAUAGAAUAAUGUCCCACCAAUCACGAAGUGCCUUUGUCUGGAACCGGCCGCCAGGCGCGCUCGCUGUGCUUCCAGAAUAUUCCGAGAACUUGGCGGACUUUCCCUUCUUCCGUUCGCCGCUGGGUCUGUCGCCGCCGCGGGGGUUCACGGCCGUCAUCCUGGCCACGUCACCCGUUAUCUCCCAGUCAGCGCCCAUUUAUAAAUUAAUCAAGGCCGUGGCCAUGUCUAAACAUGCUGCUCAGAUUGUAGUUCUAUGGAAUAGUGACAAGCCUUUGCCUGCAAAAAAUAGAUGGCCCCCGACGGGGAUUCCCAUCAUGGUAGUGAAGGGGCAGAGCAAGGUGAGCGGAAAGCAAAUGAGCAGCCGUUUCUUUCCUUAUGACAUCAUCCAGACAGAUGCCGUGUUAAGCCUGGAUGAGGACACCAUUCUCAACACAGACGAGGUUGAUUUUGCCUUCGCCGUGUGGGAGAGUUUCCCAGACCGGGUGGUGGGGUACCCGGCGCGGAGCCACUACUGGGACGAGGCCAAGUCGCGCUGGGGGUACACGUCCAAAUGGACCAACGACUACUCCAUGGUGCUAACUGGGGCUGCCUUCUAUCAUAGAUACUACAACUUCCUGUACACCCAUUGGUUGCCUGAGGAGGCGCGGCGGUUGGUGGACGAGGGCGACAACUGUGAGGACAUCCUGAUGAACUUCCUGGUCUCGCACGUCACCAAACUGCCGCCGAUCAAGGUCACGCAGAAGAAGCAGUACAAAGAGACAAUGCUGCAGGGGAAUAGCAAGUCGUCGCGCUGGGCCGACCCCAACCAUUUCUCCCAGCGGCAAACAUGCAUGAACGGCUUCGUGGAUCUGUUCGGCUACAUGCCGCUGAAACGCUCGCAAAUGAGACUGGACCCCCUCCUGUUCAAAGACCCUGUGUCCAACCUGAGGAAAAGAUACCGACAGCUGGAGCUGGUAUAGCAGUAGCUGGGCCACCCCACCCCCUAGCAUAGCCUCCUGAGGGUGUGAAGGGGGAUACGGUUAUUCCCCAAUUUGAUAAUGUUUAUAGAAUUGUACAAAUUUUGUUGUAUAGACGUGUCUUGAAUCCCGAAUGAAGAAAAUAGCUGUUUGUUGCAACUUUGAAUCAGAUAAAAAGACAAAAAAGUUCUAUGCAAGUUUUAUUUCUGGUCAGAGUAGUGUCGCCUGAAGUUCUUUUACCGGUAGAUUCCUGAAUAAAACAUGAGUUAUCACAAAAAAAAUACAGAUCUUUAAAACCCCUUUCACACCCUCACUUGUAAAACCCCAUAUGGCACCUUUGUUGUACAAAUUUAUUCGAUAGCCAUUGGUCGACGUGUACUUGACAAUCAGGCCUUCCCUUCACUUUGCCAAGAGGAGUAAAGCACAAAGUUCCAAAUUUUUCAACUCCAGAAGAAUCUAAACCUACCAGUUAUUUGGACUCGACUGUAGGCCCCAGAGAUACAGGGGACGGUACAAUGUACAUUUUUCAGUCAGGAAACAUCGGUUUGAAGAGCAAGUCAAAUUUUGCACAUGUGUGUCACAGAUUUUCUUUCGAAAUCCCUAAGAAAGAAAGUUCAACUGGCUGACAGAUUUGCUAGCGUCCCCUCCAACUCUGAGGCCUACUCUGUGUCAAAUUUCCUGCAAUAGAAAAAAAGUAUGACAGCAGCACCACAUGUUUUUAACUGGUUGUUUUAUUGAAUAUUGCGUGCUGCAUUUUUUGAAAAGAAAGUUGUAGGAUAUGUGGGGGAAGGUUUGACGACAGACAGACUUGUAUAGUUGUAGUUUUGAGGCGUUGUGCAAAACAGGGAUGGCGGUGCUAGGGUCAGCCCCAGAGUCAAGGUCAUACCGCUUGACCUUUGCCAUGACAUUUGUGUACCCAGACUGAUGACAUCACACCCACACGAGUAGUGCUGAUGUCACCCCAGUGUUGUGUAGAUGGGUUCUAACAGCUGCUAAGCAGUUGUGUGUAUGUAGAGAAAUUUUGACAAAGAACAUGCUAUUUUCUUAACUUUUCUAAUUCAGUCUUUUCUAGAUGGCUGUGUACUUAAAAUGACAGAUAGGUAAAGAUAAGAUGUUUAUGAUAAGGAAGCUGUUUAAAUGUCUUGCCUUUGUCAAUUGAUAAUGUUGAAAAUAAGCUGUAAGAUUGCAAGGCUUUCUGUAGCACUCAUGACAUACAAGAGGGUAUUUUUUAGGUCGGGUUGAAACAUUUUGUGAUCAUGCACAGUUUUCUGGAGAUCUUGAUUUAAAAAUCAUGAAAGAAACGAGGAAUGAAUUCUCUAUGACUGUUAUAAGAUAGGGUUAGAUAAUUAUGAUUGAUUGAACUUAGAUUUUAUUGAUAGAAUAAGAAUCUAACGCCCCCCCCCCCCUUCUUGGUAUCACCAGCUGUCACAUCAUAUUUUCCCAUGAUUCCAUUUGAAUAAGCUGGUUCACAGGUUGAAUUGGGCAUGUGCAGUAGAAUGCAUUGUGGGUAAUAUGUCAUGGUUAAAGACCCCUGGCAGUACAAUAAAGAAUGACCAUGAACUUUCAACUUUGACAUAUUACCCAUAAUGCACCACACUGCACAUGCGUGUUUCAAACUAUAUUUUUGGAUUUUUUGCAUCCAUAUUUACAUUACUUAUAAUUCGCACAAAGCACAUUAGAAGGUUAACCAUCUCCCUGUUAAUGUAGCCAUUUGGCACAAACUACACAUUACAGUUAGGCUGCAGGGAUAAGGUUAAACUUGACUGUCAGCAGCUAGUUUACUACUGUCAAAAUCCUAAAUACUACUGGUGAACAAGCCCUUGCUAAGUUAGUAUGGUUCUGGUUCAGUUAAUUCUUGGCCAGACCAAAAUCUUCAAAAUAUUGUUCACAGAAAGUAUGUUGAGGUACAAUUGGCCUCUUUUAAUGCUCUUUUUUUCAGGGGGUAUUUUUGUGGUAUAGAAGAAAUAAGAAUAGAAUUGUGCAGUUCCAGAAGUUGGUAAACUUUGGAGAAAAUUUGGGUUUCCUAUGCUAUACUUUAUACAUGGGGAAGGGCGGAAACAAUACUGUCAGUCUUAUAGUAAGGUCUGUGUAGUGUUGCACGGCGGGUUUCUUGCGUGUUUCGGACAUGUUGGUUUCUCCACUUCUUUACUUUGCUGUGUGUAUUGUCUGGUUUAGUUUGUUGAUGCUAUUUUUGUGUAAAAGGCAGUGAAAAAUAUUGGUGGGGUAGUUCCUUCAGUUAGGGUUAAUUCAUGCUUUGACAUCUGCAAUACAACACAACAUUAGGACUAUGUCAUGACAUGACCUUUGGACUUUGAUGUGACCUUUGACCUGACCUUUGGCAUUGACAUGACCUUUGGUCUUUGACAAUAGAUUUUUUUUUAACUGUAAACCUCGAAAGCAACUUAACAUACAUUGGCAAUGGUGACAAAAUUUCUUAAAUCAAACUACGUUUUCUCAAAGCAUUUUCUACAUUUGCAAAGCCUGCUCUGCUUUUUUUCCGUGUUUUUAAGUUCAUUGUUGUGAAAUCAGUUUACAUACAUGAUAGUUGUGUUUAGUAUAUUGAGAAAAGGUAUUGGUGGUAUUAUUAUUUUUUUUCAAAUAGUCCAAUAUGGCUGCAGCAAAUGAAUGUCCAGGUAGAAUUCUACAUUUUACCUGUUUAGGCUUUAACUUCUUUUAUUUUUUUUCCUGGAUUGUGCAAAAUGUAAUGGUUGUCAAUAUUAUGUACAAAUCUUAUGUAUAUUUAUUUGCCGCAAAAUCUGUAUAGUGUACAAAUGUGUAAACCAUGGCUAAGCGAGAAUUGUAAGGUUUUUUUUUUGUCAUUUCUUUUUUUUCUUGGCAUUUGGCUGCUGUUGAAAGAACUUGUGUGGCAAGUGUAGAGGGACUGUGGCUACAUCUGUAGAUCAGAAGUUUUUAGGUAUCGGCUUGUAACGCUAACAAAAAAUAAACCUGACAUCAGAGUGUUAAUAUAAGACUCCCCCUGUUACGGAAUGGAAUGACCGUACCAAAGCAUAUACAUGUAUUACUAAUCUUUGGGAUAGGCCAUUCCAUUUUACAAAAGGAGGUGCUGCCUGCAUAAACCAAAAUAUACGAUUCACCGAAUGUUAAGAUUAGGUGGAUAAGAUUUGGAAAAUUUCAAUUUCUUCCAUUUUUGGCAAUGCCUCAGUGGCGGAGCCUUUUCGUUUUAAGAUUGAAAUGUGCCAAUUUCAUACCUUUGGGGCCAUACAUGUGUAACAUGAGCUGUCCAAUAGAAUUCAAUGUCUUCCUGUUCCUAAAGUAUAAGAAUGUUUUUAAACCCUGAAUAUGCCCAAAUUGUCAGACUUGGUUGACUUUCUAUAAUGUUUUGAGACGACGUCAUAUUGAACCUCUGACAUAUUACACUUUGUCCAUCUUUCAGGUUGCAUAUUGUUUUUAUGCCUUGGCUCAAUUGUUUGUUAACAUAGAUGUAAACAGGUGAUUCUUGUACUUUGAAAUGAGUAUAUGUGCAAAUGUCGCAUCCCUUUUGUAAUCUAAACAAUGAUAAUUAUAAUAACCUUGCCGAAAUA